Molecule: messenger RNA, 717 nt
Organism: Didymodactylos carnosus
Lineage: Eukaryota; Metazoa; Rotifera; Eurotatoria; Philodinida; Philodinidae
Source: the annotation of a GenBank genome assembly
AUGAAGUGUCUUGUGUACAAGGUAUGGAAUGGGGAUGAAAAAGAUUAUUAUCAAUUAUUGGAUAUAAAUCCCAAUACAACUCAAACAGUGAUUCGAAAUGCGUAUUUACGUCAAGCACGAGAAUUUCAUCCAGAUAAAAAUGUUGGUCGUAGUAUUGAUACAACAGCUAUAUUUAAAGCGAUAAAAGCUGCCUAUGAGACAUUGUCAAAUGACAUAACAAAAAUGAGUUACGAUGAAAAUCGAAAUGCUGAUCGCGACGAUGAUAAUGACGAUGAUGAUAUUCCAUUUACAUCAUCAAAUACACAUUUAACAUUACAUAUGGGACGAAAGCCAUCGGAUGAUUUCAAAGAUCAAAUUGAUGAAUAUAUUUUAAAAUAUAAAAACUUAACAUUUAUCGAUAAUUAUAAUGAAAAAAUUAAUGAAAUACUAAAAGAAUUCAUGUAUUCUAAUGAUACAAUAAUGGAUAUUGAUAAUUAUAUUGAAUGUGAAAUAUGUCAUCAGGCAUGGUUGAACAGAAAUAAUCAUCAACAACAAAAUGUUGAGCCGUACGAACGGUUGUUUAAUAAAACAAUGGCAAUACCAUCAUCAUUGACUUUACAACAAAUUAUUGAUCCAAAUAUAUGGAAUUGGCAUUCGGUGAAUAUAACAUCAAUUUAUUCAUCAUUGUGGAAUAAGCAUCAACAAUGGAAUAAUAUUAAAAAAUUAUUCAACAAGUAA